AGAAGCCAUAUGUAUUCUCAUGGAACCCGGUAGUAAGUGAUAAACGAACCCACCGCAACGCGAAAAUAGGUAGUGAUUCCCCCAUUGCUGACACAACUGAGACUGGGAAGAUACGAGCGAAGAGCCAAUAUUACACACACACACAGUAGUUCUUCACACUCUCUCUCACACACAUUUUCUCAGAUCGGAUCGACUCCAUCCGAAUUCAUUCAUACAAUUUUCAACUCUUAGAUCCACCCUCUUUCUUUAUACACACACUUGAAUUUGGGAUUUAAUUUUGCAUAAUUUGGCUCCCCGAUUCGAAUGGCGUGCAUAAAAGGGGUAAAUCGAUCGGCAUCCGUGGCUCUGGCACCGGAGGCACCGUACAUGGCGGCCGGAACCAUGGCGGGGGCAGUUGAUAUGUCCUUUAGCUCUUCUGCUAAUCUCGAAAUAUUCAACCUUGAUUUCCAGUCCGACGAUCAGGAACUGCCCUUGGUCGGGGAGUGCACGAGCUCCGAGCGGUUCAAUCGUCUGUCCUGGGGAAAGAGUAGUUCUGCCUCUGAAGGUUUCUCUCUUGGGCUCGUUGCUGGUGGGCUGGUGGAUGGAAAUAUUGGCCUCUGGAAUCCUCUCACCCUGAUCCGUUCGGAGGUAAAAGAAAGUGCUUUUCUUCAGCAUCUUCUGAGGCAUAAAGGGCCAGUCCGUGGUCUCGAGUUUAAUACCAUUGCCCCCAAUCUUCUUGCAUCUGGGGCUGAUGAUGGUGAAAUUUGCAUUUGGGAUUUGGCCAAUCCUUCAGAGCCAUCUCAUUUUCCCAUUUUGCAGGGUACUGGCUCUGCUUCCCAGGGUGAAAUUUCAUUCUUAUCUUGGAAUAGCAAAGUCCAACACAUAUUAGCAUCAACUUCAUAUAAUGGGACCACUGUUGUCUGGGACCUAAGGAAGCAAAAGCCGGUGAUAAGCUUUGCAGAUUCUGUUAAAAGACGAUGUUCAGUUUUGCAGUGGAAUCCUGAUUUUGCCACUGAGCUAGUUGUUGCAUCAGAUGAAGAUGGUUCUCCUGCUGUGAGGCUUUGGGAUAUGAGGAAUAUAAUGGCACCAAUUAAAGAGUUUGUGGGACACAGCAGAGGUGUAAUUGCAAUGUCUUGGUGUCCCUAUGAUAGCUAUUAUUUAGUUACCUCUGCCAAAGAUAGUCGUACCAUAUGCUGGGACACAACUUCUGGAGAGAUUGUACGUGAAUUGCCUGCUGGGACCAACUGGAAUUUUGAUGUGCAUUGGUAUUCUAAAAUACCUGGAGUAAUUUCAGCAUCUUCCUUUGAUGGAAAAAUUGGCUUCUACAAUGUUGAGGGCUGCAGUCGGCAUGAUGCUGGGCAAAAUGAUUUUGGGACAGUAUCUCUAAGAGCUCCAAAAUGGUACAAACGCCCAGUUGGGGUGUCUUUUGGUUUUGGUGGCAAGCUUGUAUCAUUUAAUACCAAGUCAUCUGCCACAAAUGCUCCUGCUGGGCCUUCAGAGGUUUAUGUGCAUAAUAUGGUUACUGAACAAAGUCUAGCGAGUCGUUCCUCUGAAUUUGAAGCCGCAAUACAUAAUGGGGAAAGGUCUUUGCUGAGGGUUUUAUGUGACAAGAAGUUUCAGGAAUCAGAAUCUGAUGAAGAAAGAGAAACAUGGGGCUUCUUAAAGGUUAUGUUUGAAGAUGAUGGGACAGCACGAACGAAGCUGCUUGCACACCUUGGUUUUACUGUACCUAUUGAAGAAAAAGACACAGCUGUAGAUGAUCUUGCACAAGAAGUCAGUGCUAUUGGACUUGAUGAGACAGCUGUUGAUAAAGUAGGACUUGGGCCUGAAAAUGAAUCUACUGCUUUCCCAGAUACUGGGGAGGAUUUCUUUAACAAUCUUCCUAGUCCGAAAGCUGAUACACCCGUAUCUACUUCUGGGGGUAAUGUGGAUUAUGCCAAUGGUUUGGACAAAACCCAAGAAGAGAUAGAAGUAGAGGAGAGUAAUGACCCUACAUUUGAUGAUAGUGUUCAGCGUGCAUUAGUUGUUGGGGACUACAAAGGGGCAGUUACGCAAUGCAUAUCUGCAAAUAAGUGGGCUGAUGCUCUAGUUAUUGCUCAUGUAGGUAGUGCUUCACUAUGGGAGAGUACACGAGACCAAUACCUUAAGAGAAUCAGAUCACCAUACUUGAAGGUUGUGUCUGCAAUGGUGAACAAGGAUCUCUUAAGCCUUGUGAAUACCAGGCCUCUAAAAUUUUGGAAAGAAACUCUUGCUCUUCUUUGUAGUUUUGCUCAGAGAGAUGAAUGGACAAUGCUUUGUGACACACUUGCUUCAAAACUCAAGGAAACUGAAAACAAGCUGCAACUGUUCUGUUAUAUAUGUGCUGGCAAUAUUGACAAAACACUUGAAAUUUGGUCAAAGAAUCUGCAAACUGAGCAUGAAGGAAGAUCAUAUGUUGAUGUUCUCCAGGAUUUGAUGGAAAAAACGAUUGUUCUUGCCUUAGCAACUGGGCAGAAGCAAUUUAGUGCAUCUCUUUGCAAGCUUGUGGAGAAAUAUGCUGAAAUUUUAGCAAGUCAAGGACUGUUGACUACAGCAAUGGAGUAUAUAAAGCUUUUGGGUUCUGCUGAACUGUCACCUGAACUUCUAGUCUUAAAAGAUCGGAUUUCUCUUUCUACACAACCAGGUAAAGCUUUUUUUCUACACAACCAAGUACAAAUGCACUGUUCUGAUUGGUAUGCUGAUGGUGAGAAAUUGACUAUUCAUUGACAGUAGCUUGAUGAA
Molecule: messenger RNA, 2739 nt
Organism: Prosopis cineraria
Lineage: Eukaryota; Viridiplantae; Streptophyta; Magnoliopsida; Fabales; Fabaceae
Product: protein transport protein SEC31 homolog B-like
Biological process (GO): COPII-coated vesicle cargo loading; intracellular protein transport; endoplasmic reticulum to Golgi vesicle-mediated transport
Cellular component (GO): COPII vesicle coat; endoplasmic reticulum exit site
Molecular function (GO): structural molecule activity; protein binding
Source: RefSeq, a predicted model, not a curated record